Molecule: messenger RNA, 1485 nt
Organism: Neurospora tetraspora
Lineage: Eukaryota; Fungi; Ascomycota; Sordariomycetes; Sordariales; Sordariaceae
Product: resistant to spore killer
Exons: 2
Coding region: 1-1485 (494 amino acids)
Source: RefSeq, a predicted model, not a curated record
AUGUCAUCAUCCUCCAUCGGGACCGGUCGCCCUGUACUCCAGGAGAAGGCUCUCUCCCGACAAGCUAUCGAUGACAACCGCGCCACUCUCCUCGAGGGCUCGGGCCGUGACGUCCAACGCCCCACGUCCCACGGUGGAAAAAACGCCCACAACACCGUUCAGCAGCCCAAGUGCCCCCAGUUUCUCAUUGAUGGCGUGACAUGCAUCACGUCUAAUUACCCACCCCCACUGGACGAAUAUACGCGUUUUAGUCCCUACACCGUAGGGCUACACCUACAUCAAGAAGACUGCAAUAACGAGUUCAAGCUCAAGCAACCCACGCAAAACUUCAUUCGAUUCGAGUACUGCAUCGAAUCCUUCCAUUACCCCGUCCACGUCUGCCAGGAGCCCACAAUGUUUCAGGCUGAUAUUAUGAGGAAGAUGGAGUGGCACAUUCGACUCCGCCACUUCUUUGUCGACCUAGACCAGCAGCUUGAAGAGCUCGAGGACUACCUCUCCAUGUCCUCCUCCUCCUCCUCCUCCUCCUCAUCUUCUUCUGCCAACAACAACAACCUGGACGUGAACACGAACCUCACAGACACCGCCGCCCUAGCCAACUGGACCUCCUACGAACUCCCGGACAAUGCGGCCGGCCCAUCCUACUUCCCCUUGGUCGACCGCCGUGACCUUGAUCGGUUCACCAACCUCCGGUACUGCCGACGGUUUAACGGGGAGGGAAAGUGGCUGACGGGUCGCUGGCUCGUAGUCGCCUACGUUUUUGCCUCUACGUACGAAGCCGCUUGUAAGCUGGACGUCAAAGCCCUGUUAUCACCGGGCUGCUCCGGUACCGUGACCACUGCCCAUGGUACAGGCUCAGGUACAGGUACAGGUACAAGUACCCACUAUAAUACUGACACCAUGCUGGCUCUCCAUGCCAUCUCCUGGGCCCCGCAAAGCCGCAUUCGUAGUGGUAACGAUCCGGCGAUCGGCAGAUUUUACCAGCUUGAGCGGAGGCGGAAGAGGGCAUCGGAGUUUUACAUCUAUCGGUACGACGGUGGCGGCGGCGGCGACCAAACAUCAGGAAAGCAGAGGAAGAAGAAGAAGAUUGGCGCAACCACGACAACCUCAACCUCAACCCCCACUGUUGUGGAAACCGAAGACAAGGCUGACACCACUAUCACUACCAUGACUACGACCACGAAGAAGACCGAUAUUGUGGAGGUUGAGGAGACGGGAACCAGCAGCAGCGGCGCGGAAAAGGAAACGGAGAUGUUCCCUACCGUCUACUACGACCCCUACCAGAGAAAACGCAGACCGGACCAGAUACUUGUCGAUGCUGCCCCUGCCGGAGUACCUAUCCCCCAGGAACUCGAGGACCGUUGCCAUCUCAUUGAUCGACUGUGGCCGGCUUUGAUGACGGGUCAGUACAUCCAGCAGGCGACGACGGAUAGUGACGACCUUGAGUGGGAUUGGAUCGAUGAUUGGUCCAAUACUUCUACCGAGUGA